AUGAAGCCCCAAAUCAAAGUACUUAAUACUGUACUACAGAGAUUGAAGACCCUCAACGAGCCUUGUUUUGGUAAACUUUUUGGUAUUUUCACCAACAACAACUUGCUAAUAUUAGGUUUGCAUCUGGAAAACGAUGAGGGCCUCAAUUUGAACUAUUCGUUUCCAGCUGAGAUUGAUUAUUGCGGAAUCUUUGAAGCAUACUCUGAACCCUUUGAUCAGCAAACAAUCCUCAAAAAAUGCAACAACGUGGAAGUAACAGACAAUCCAAUAUUCCUCUCAGUAAGGCUCACAAUCCAAAACGACAUUCAAUGCAACCUUAUCUGCAACAAUCAAAUACACAGCACCAACUACACAACAGUAGACAAACAAGAAGUUUAUUCCAAAUUUGUCCAUGCAAGAUUAAGAGGAGAGUUUCAGCUAAACUGCGAACAAACUGAAGAAAGUAUUAGAGCUAGUUUUGCAGAUUUGAGAAAGCUUAUAGCUUCAGGAAUGAUGGCCUUUACUAUAGCCAAAUUGAAUGUUAUUCUUGUCACUAAUGAUAGUGAAAUGAAUGGCAUUAUUGGAAUAAAUGAUGACCCAGCAUUUGGAGAUAUUUGCCAGGAGGCAAACACAGAAGGACCUCAAAGAAAAACCAAAACAAAUCAGCUAGACAUAAUAGAUGUCAGUAUAAUGAAAAAGAUGAGCAAAGAUGGAGAAGCCAAAAACCAUUCACCUGUAGUUGUUUUAGAUAAAAAAAAAUUAAGCCUCUUGAAAAUACCAAUAAAAAUUGAUUUUUUGGCCCUGAUCCACAAGGAAACUAAACUGUCCAAAGUCUAUGAUGUAAUGCUUGAAAGUGCCAUCAAAAACUUAAGACUCUAUGAAAGCACUUUGCAAGAGUUUAUCAAAGACAAUAACAUCAUUGAAAACAGUUUGAAUAUACCAGAGACUUUACACUUUUUUCCCAAAGAUUGCAAUCACUUUUUAACCAGGAUUGUUUUCAGACAGCCAGAAGAAAAACUUAAAAAAUCCAGAGAAUCCCUUCAUGACAUCCUUGUCUUAUCCAAAUCAACCCCCAUGUUCAGAUCAGCCAACCAAUACCAAUUCCUAAUCAAACCCAAUGGGCCUUUAACCAAUGUCCACCAAGGCCUCAAACCAACCAGCAACAAUGGCAAAUUAGCCUUAGUAAAAGGCAAUUACGAAUACUACCACUAUUGCCAAAAUAACAUGGAUGACAGUGGUUGGGGCUGCGCCUACAGGUCUUUGCAAACUCUAGCCUCUUGGUUCAAGUUGCAAGGCUACACCAAUACAUCAGUGCCCACCUACAAUGACAUCCAAAAGUGUUUGGUUCAAAUUGGAGACAAGCCUAGUAGUUUUGUUGGUUCCAGGCAAUGGAUUGGAUCAACUGAAGUUAAUUUUGUUUUAAACUCGCUCCUAGGAGUAACAUCAAAGAUUUUGUAUGUCAGCUCUGGAGAGGAAAUGGCUAGCAAAGGUCCAGAGUUGGUCAGUCAUUUUGAGACUCACGGUUCACCUGUUAUGAUUGGUGGAGGUGUUUUGGCUCAUACUAUUUUAGGGGUGGACUAUAAUCAGCAAACUGGAGAUUUGAAGUUUCUUAUUUUGGAUCCUCAUUAUACUGGCAGUGAGGAUUUGAAUACUAUACAAAGCAAGGGCUGGUGCGGUUGGAAAGGGUGUGAUUUUUGGGACAAGACUGCAUAUUAUAAUAUGUGUUUGCCUCAAGUGCCCAGAGAAGUUUGA
This is a messenger RNA of Ceutorhynchus assimilis (cabbage seed weevil), 1731 nucleotides long. Lineage: Eukaryota; Metazoa; Arthropoda; Insecta; Coleoptera; Curculionidae. The record is from the annotation of a GenBank genome assembly.